AGCAUCUGCCUUUGCAGUUGCCAGUACGCGUCGUCAUCUAUGUGGACAAAGCUGACAAGACAGAAUCUUCCACCGUCCAAGGAUCUGCCUCUGCAGUUGCCAUCUACCCCCCACUCAACCGGCAUGGAUACAUCAAGUCACGGACAUGACCUCAACCCGCAAGCUGAACAACCCGGUAAAGUUCAGCGCUGCUGUGGAUGGAACUGUGACCGUCGGCGUUCAACAUGGCCACUUUUCGGUCAACACCAAAAGCGAUCGGUCAUCUGGCUGGAACACGGCGAAAUGCCAGCGUGCCAUCGCCGUCGCCCGAAACGGCCCAAAUUACAGCAAAAAAAUCGACAAGCGCGAUGACGCCGUCGUUCCUUUCGCAUUACGCCAACUGCAUGACACUAUCUUGGAUGAGGCGACUCUUGG
Messenger RNA from Protomyces lactucae-debilis, 414 nucleotides. RefSeq lists its product as uncharacterized. The record is from RefSeq and is a predicted model, not a curated record. The transcript is spliced from 2 exons. Bases 40 to 351 code for a protein of 103 amino acids. Lineage: Eukaryota; Fungi; Ascomycota; Taphrinomycetes; Taphrinales; Protomycetaceae.